This is a messenger RNA of Amborella trichopoda, 2372 nucleotides long. Its product is annotated as O-fucosyltransferase 7. Gene Ontology annotation, cellular component: cytoplasm. NCBI's taxonomy places the organism in Eukaryota, Viridiplantae, Streptophyta, Magnoliopsida, Amborellales, Amborellaceae. The record is from RefSeq and is a predicted model, not a curated record.
GAAAAAAGUGGGGAUUGGUUACAGUUGUAGGCUCCUCAGUAAAUGCAGGCCAUUUCUGGUAUUCUUGCAACGGAUGCAUCCUCCAUUUCCCUUCUCAUUACCCACCGUUUAACAGCCAAACGACAACAUUCUCUCUCUCUCUCUCUCUCUACUAAUUCCCUCUGCAACUUUUUUUAGUUGCUCACUGUCUUCCCACGUUACUGCAGAGUGGAACCCAAGUUGAAGAAUUGGUUUUAGAUAUCACUGGUGAUUGCUUGCUCUAGAGAGAGAGAUGCAGAGGCGAAGGCCAAGACUGAGGAUGUUGGGCAGAGUGCCUCUGCUACAUCUGUUACUGGUGUGCGGCCUCACAACCUUUGCUCUUGGGACUCUUCUCUCCUCUCGCAUUUUUCCGGCUUCGAAAUCCUCCAUUUUGGGCUCUUACAAGCUGCCCAAGCAUGAGAUUGGGAUCCAAAGACGGAGCAAUGAGCUGCACUGGACAAGAGAGUCCUCUCCUCCCCAUCUAUCCAAAGAGCCUCAACCAUCACCUAAGUUGGAUGGUGCUACUGGGCUGGUUGAACCUUACAAGCUAUGGAAGCCACCUUCUGGUCGUAACUUUGCACCUUGUGUGGAGCCAAGUGAUCCCUAUACAUCUCCUGGGGAGUCAAGAGGGUAUCUGCUGGUUCAUACAAAUGGUGGGCUUAACCAGAUGCGUGCUGGAAUAUGUGACAUGGUUGCCGUGGCUAGGAUCUUAAAUGCUACUGUUGUGAUCCCAGAACUUGAUAAACGUUCAUUUUGGCAAGAUUCUAGCAAUUUUUCAGAUGUGUUUGAUGAAGAAUAUUUCAUUAGUGCCUUGGCCAGUGAUGUUACAGUGGUGAAAAAACUGCCAAAGGAGUUGACAACAACAACUAAAGCAGUCAAACAUUUUAGAAGCUGGUCUGGGGUAGAAUACUAUCGGAAUGAGAUAUUUCCUUUGUGGGAAGACUAUCAGGUUAUUCGAGCUGCGAAAUCAGAUUCGCGGCUAGCGAAUAAUAAUUUGCCUCUUGACAUUCAGAAGCUCCGUUGUCGUGCUUUCUACAAUGCCCUCCGUUUCUCUCCUCGCAUCGAGAAAUUGGGAAAAUUAUUGGUGGAACGGAUGAGGUCAUAUGGUCCUUACAUAGCUUUACAUUUGCGUUAUGAGAAGGACAUGCUUGCAUUCAGCGGAUGCACGUAUGGGUUGUCCCCAGAUGAAGCUGAGGAGCUUGCCAACAUUAGAGAAAAUACUCCCCAGUGGAGGGUAAAGCACAUCGACCCUAGGGAUCAAAGGGUCAAGGGAUACUGUCCUCUGACUCCAAAAGAGGUCGCCAUGUUCCUUACAGCCCUCGGAUAUCCCUUGAGUACGCCCAUAUACGUUGCUUCUGGUGAAAUAUAUGGUGGGGAAUCUCAAAUGGCUGAUCUGCAGUCCCGCUUCCCAAUAUUAAUGAGCAAGGAAAAAUUGGCAUCUGAGGAGGAGCUGAAACCAUUUACAGCUUAUGCAUCUCAAAUGGCUGCCUUAGACUACAUUGUCUCAGUUGAGAGUGAUGUGUUUGUUCCCUCAUAUUCAGGCAACAUGGCUCGGGCAGUCGAAGGUCACCGCCGUUUUUUGGGCCACAGGAAAACGAUAUCUCCUGACAGGAAAGCUCUAGUCCGCCUUUUCAAUAAGAUUGAGAUAGGAUCCCUCAAAGAAGGGAAACGACUCUCAGAGUUGAUAAUUGAUAUUCACAAGAAACGUCAGGGUUCUCCAAGGAAAAGGAGAGGUCCAAUUUCUGGAACAAAAGGUAAAGAGAGGUUCCGAUCAGAAGAGGCAUUUUAUGUGAAUCCCCAGCCUGAAUGCAUAUGUCAUAAGGAACCAUUGGGCACAUUAUCUCUGAACAAUUCUCUAACAACUCUCUUGUAAGUACGCCAGUAUAAGAGUCGAAAAAUAUCAAUCUCCUAAGAAGGCCAAAGUGUGGAAUAAUGUUCUAAGAAGCAGCACAAAGAGUUGAAUGGAUGCACUUGGAUUUUUAACCUGUAAAGCAUAUGUUAUUUAUUCAAGGUUUUCUUGAGAGCCAUCGAUUUUGAACCAUGGCAGCGAAAUUGUAUAUAUGAGCUUUGUAGAUGGCAAGUCCAAUUGUAGAUGGAAAGAUGGGGUUAUACAAAGUCAUGGAACAGUUUGUUGAGUACUGCAAAAGUGCGAGAAAUUUUUGGUGUCCGAGUUACUUCACCCAUAUCAAAGGUACAAAGGUAUUUGUUGUUGCUCUUUAAUGUAUAAUCUGUUGUUGCUCUUUAAUGUAUAAUCUCUUACUCUACUGUUUCUCUCUUGCACUUUUAGGCGUGAAUGGAACAUAUACAUCAAUCCAAAGAGCAAAUUGAAAUAUAUUAGUUUAUGUAUUUUGUUC